UAAACCCCGUCGAUCCCAAUGUUAACACUUUUCCGCAUGCUUGAAAACCUCCCGCCUCUAUCACUUUAUGGCUUUAUGCUAUCUUCAAAUUGUGGAUUGGAUUUGUUUAUCAGAAAAGAAGGAAGAAGAAGAAAAAGAGAAAGAAAAAUAAGAUGUGGAAAAUGCAUGAAGAAGGAGCCACAGUUUCCCUCCGUCAGUUCAAAUUCGAGGAUGGAAGCUUCUAUUAAAAGUUAUGAUGAAACUCGAAAGAAGAAAGAGGAAGAAUGGAUCAAAGGAGACAGUCAGACAAAUGACUAUUUGCAUGGACUAAUCAUUGAUAUUUUAUAAUGAAGAUAAUGAUUUGAACUGAGUAACUUUGUUGGCCGUUCUUCUUUCUUCCCAAAUGGAUUUUCUUGACCCGUCAGUCUUCCCGUUUCUGCAAAAGAAGAACCUCUUCAGUCCGAGUGUCCAAUUUUACUGGCUAGCAACUGAAAUUUCAAUAAUGGAGCAUCCUAUCCAUUACCCGAAGCCAGAAUUGUUCGCAGCUGCAAUGGGGAAAGGGGAUGGACGCUAUCGGGGAGAGAAGAGAAGAAAACACAGCUAUGUAGCACAGAGCGACAAACAAGAUGGGGAGGAGAAAAUAAAAAUAAAAGAAAAGAGAAAAGAAAAAAAGAUAAAAGAUAAAAGGAAAAACAAAUUAGUAAGACCUAUUAGAAAAAGCCACAUGAUCAAGUGACCUGCCAAGUGGAUAUUUGGAUUUUUGGAGUAUGUUUGAUAGAUAGUGUUCAGUCCCAAUUGUUUAGGCUUAAAAUUGCGUGUUUCGUGUGUUAGCGAAUCAAGUUGUUUUUUGUAAGAUGACUGAUUCUAUGUUUAUUCCUAGGACCGACAAUCGGAUCUAUGAUAACAGUCUGGAUAUUAUCUUGUUUGUUUUUUAAAAAAAUGAUAUAAAAAAGUCACUAUUUCUUUUAUAUUAAAAAACGUAUUUUACGAAUAAUUAGGGAAUUAUCUCAAAACAUUUCAAUUAUAAUAUGGUUUUUUUUAAUCUCAAUAUUACUAAAAAGUGAACAAUGAACAAAAAAGUGACAUUUUUUUAUAUUCAAUAAUGUGACUACACAAUGACACUGACCAUAAUGACACUGGUCGCACUGACACCGGCCAUAGUGACUGCAACCACAAUGACAAGUGACACCAACCAUGGUGACUCCUGUCACAGUUACACCAUGACUCCGACUGUCCAUAGUGACCCCGCCACAGGGACACCACCACUGUCGGCCACCAACACUAGCCCCAAGCCGUUGGCCGACGCCGACGCUCUGUCCCUUGCACCCUCCCUAGCGAUCGACCUACCCAACCGUCGCUACUGCCCCUCCCUCGCCCACAACCUUAACUUUCGAUCAUCGUUACUGCUCAAGCCCCAACCGUGAUCGCCGCCACCCCUGCCUCUCUGCCUUCCACUCUUUCCCAUCACCUGCCUCGCCCUCACGGGUCAAACCGUGAUUUUGGGCCACUGUUUAGAUCUGAAAAGCUAGCACUAGACAGAAAGGGGAAUAAAAAGAAAACCAGUGCAUUGUAAGGGAGGGCGACAACGAACGAAAAAGCACAACUAUGGUGGAUGAAGAUGAGGUCGGCGAUGAUGGUGAGGUCAGCGGCGGUGAUGUAUGCGGGUCGGGUUGAAGGAGACAUUUACUUCGAUGAAAUGAGAGGGUUGGAUGGAUUGCAUUUCAAGAUGUUUUAUUUGUAAAAUGGUGAUAUUUUUGUCAAAAUACUCCCUCAGUGUCUAAUUACUUGGCCCAUUUGCUUUUUACGAAGUUUAAGACAAUUGUUGUAGAUUUUAUGAAAAGUAAAAGGUUUUGGUACUGUAAUGAUACUAUAGCAGUGCUGUAGCUGUUUUUUGAAUGAGUUUAUUUCCAAAAAGAGAAAUGCGACAAAUUAUUUGAUAUGUCCCACAAGAAAAAGUGGGACAAGUAAAAAGAUACAGAGAGAGUAUAAAAUAGUGAUUUUUUUGUCUAACUAUAAAUAAGUACUUCCUCGUUCUUAAAUAAGUGUAACAAUCAACUUUUCACCUUUGUUGAUGCACAACAUUCAUCACUAAUAUAUAUGAUUAUCUAUUAGUAUGAAAAUUUAAAAAAAAAAA
Molecule: messenger RNA, 2113 nt
Organism: Cuscuta epithymum
Lineage: Eukaryota; Viridiplantae; Streptophyta; Magnoliopsida; Solanales; Convolvulaceae
Source: the annotation of a GenBank genome assembly